Molecule: messenger RNA, 829 nt
Organism: Laccaria bicolor S238N-H82
Lineage: Eukaryota; Fungi; Basidiomycota; Agaricomycetes; Agaricales; Hydnangiaceae
Product: 60S ribosomal protein L7
Exons: 7
Coding region: 20-772 (250 amino acids)
Biological process (GO): maturation of LSU-rRNA from tricistronic rRNA transcript (SSU-rRNA, 5.8S rRNA, LSU-rRNA)
Cellular component (GO): cytosolic large ribosomal subunit
Molecular function (GO): RNA binding; structural constituent of ribosome
Source: RefSeq, a predicted model, not a curated record
GUCGCCCUCAAGAUUCCCCAUGGCCCCUUCAACAACAGUCCCGAGUGCUUCGGCCAUCGAAGUCCCGGAGACUCUCCUCAAGAAACGCAAGCAAACUGAAAAGGCUCGGGAGGAGCGUCUUGUGGCCGCGUCGGCCGCUCGCAAGGCAUCAAAAGCGAAGCGAAAGGUCAUCUUCAAGCGUGCAGAAUCAUAUGUGAAGGAGUAUCUGGCAAAGGAAAAGGACGAGAUCCGCCUGAAGCGUGCUGCACGGACUGCUGGUGAUUUCUACGUUCCAGCGCAGCCGAAGGUCUACUUUGUUGUACGCAUUCGUGGUAUCAACGAGAUCGCUCCAAAACCCCGCAAAAUCCUCCAACUUCUCCGCCUUCUUCAAAUUAACAAUGGAGUCUUUGUCAAGGCUACCCGUGCCACACAACAAAUGCUCAGACUCGUUGAGCCCUACAUCACAUACGGCGAGCCUAACCUGAAGUCCGUCCGCGAACUCAUCUACAAACGCGGAUACGGCAAAGUUCAGAAACAGCGUAUUCCUUUGACAAAUAACGCUGUAAUCGAGGAAGCUCUUGGCAAAUUCGACAUUCUUUGCGUCGAGGAUCUUGUGCACGAGAUUGCAACCGCAGGCCCUAAUUUCAAGCAGGCAUCUAACUUCCUCUGGCCCUUCAAGCUUUCCAACCCUACUGGUGGCUGGAGAACACGGAAGUUCAAGCACUUUGUUCAAGGCGGUGACUUUGGUGACAGGGAAACCAACAUCAAUAAAUUGAUUAGGCAGAUGAACUAGUUUUCUUUCAUACUUACAUCACAUGUUCUAUGGCAUUAUGUCACAUGAUGACUCGAA